UUAGGCGAAACUCAUUGUCAGGACCAUGUGGACCAUACCUGGCAUGCCAUUGGCUCUACCUGGAGAAAUUCUGAAUGUCAAGACUGCAGCUGUGGGAGGUGCUGUGAUGGAUUUGCCAGACCCGUUAACAUACCUGAUGACUGCACAAUGGAGUUCGACAAGAAAGAAUGUGAAUACAAGGUGUUCAAGAAGAAUGACCCCACACAGUCAUGCCCAGUUCAUGGCUGGGUGGGGGGAUGAAGUGGUCAAAACGCUAAAAUAAAGCAUUCCCUUGUGUAGUAAGAA
Molecule: messenger RNA, 285 nt
Organism: Conger conger (European conger)
Lineage: Eukaryota; Metazoa; Chordata; Actinopteri; Anguilliformes; Congridae
Product: beta-microseminoprotein-like
Exons: 2
Source: RefSeq, a predicted model, not a curated record